GUGAAAUGGAUGCCACAACCUGCAUGCAUAUUAUUUUAGUUUUCUCUGCCAUCUCUGUUUUACAGGUGGCAGUAGGACUAAAGUGUCGAGUUGAGAAUGACGACAGAUCUCAGGAGAGCUUCCAUGAUGUUGUGAGAGCUUGUAUGAACCCCAACAACAUGCGAGAUCAGGAGAUCCACCGACGAAACCAUCACCAGGGCAACAACAACAACAACAACUGGCAGAGACGAACCCCAUGGGGACUUGGUAUACCGAGGUUUCCUACAAACGAUGACAGAGACAGGGAAAGAGGAGGAGGCAGGAACCAGGAUGACGAUGAGCAGGAAACAUCCAGGGAGUCCGGGUACAAUCCUGGAAAUCACAACCGCAAUCCUCACAACAACCGAGGCCGCAGAGGCAACUACACGUACACAACCAUGAGUCCGUCCUCCAACAACGGUCGGAGGAAGAAUAACAACAACAACAACAAUAACAACAACAACCGUGGAUCUCCACUCGAGGAAGUAGAUGCGUGUGUGAUCCACUGCAUUUUUCAACAAAUGCAUAUGCUGGACAACAACAGUCAGCCUGACAAGACCGCAGUGAUCAGUGCGAUGACAGGACGUCUAAGAGAUCCAGAGUUGAGAGAGUUCAUCAGAGACGCAAUCUCUGAGUGCUUCGAGUUCAUCGACUCUGAAUCUUUUGAGACAAAGUGUUCCAUUUCCAAGCGCUUUGCCAUGUGCCUAGAAGAAAAGGGACAGCAGAACUGUGAAGAUUGGGAUGAUGAAAUCAAGAAACCUCUUCACAAACACAGUGGCCUUGACCUCAGCAAGCAUCGUGGAUGAGGGGUGUCCUUUUAUUGUCAGUAAUUGCUAU
Molecule: messenger RNA, 855 nt
Organism: Macrosteles quadrilineatus (aster leafhopper)
Lineage: Eukaryota; Metazoa; Arthropoda; Insecta; Hemiptera; Cicadellidae
Product: odorant-binding protein 59a-like
Exons: 7
Coding region: 6-824 (272 amino acids)
Molecular function (GO): odorant binding
Source: RefSeq, a predicted model, not a curated record